This is a messenger RNA of Somion occarium, 1541 nucleotides long. Lineage: Eukaryota; Fungi; Basidiomycota; Agaricomycetes; Polyporales; Cerrenaceae. The record is from the annotation of a GenBank genome assembly.
AGACUCGUCCGUCUACCAAUGUCUGCAUGGAUGGUCCGUCCACUGCAUAGAUCAAAGUUAAUCUUGAACGAUGUCGCAUCUGGAACUCACAGGCUGUAAGCCUCAAGAGUUCUUCCAAGACUUUCAAUCCGAAGCACACUGUCGAGACAUAUUCAUUCCCCGGUCCGGCGCCCCGCCUCCAGCUUCAAAUACCUCGGCGUAUCUUCCUCUGAGGCCCCAGAUUCCUCCUCUUCUCAGCCCCCAACAUGUCUGAUAACCCUUCCUUUGUUCUGCACGGUAUCAACAACGUUGCCUAUGAACAGAGGCCUAUCCCAGAAAUCUCUGAUGAUGAGGUCCUCGUUGAGGUCAAGAAGACUGGUAUCUGCGGUUCCGAUGUAUGUUCACUAUUUGGUAGCCGGUCGCAUUGGUCAAUUCAUCGUGGAAGAUCCCAUGGUUCUUGGACAUGAAUCCGCCGGUAUUGUGUCGAAAGUUGGUCCAAAAGUCAAACACCUCAAGCCCGGAGAUCGCGUAGCGAUGGAGCCUGGUGCGACUUGCCGUGUCUGUGAAGAUUGCAAGAGGGGUCGGUAUGAGCUUUGCCCAGAUAUCGUGUUCGCUGCUACCCCACCGUACGAUGGCACUCUUGCACGAUACUACCCAAUUCCAGCCGAUCUUUGUUAUAAGCUCCCCGAUCACCUCACCCUCGAAGAUGGUGCAAUGAUGGAACCCCUUUCUGUCGCUAUCCACGCAGUAGCCAACCUCGCUGGCCUUCGUGCCAACCAAACCGUCGUCGUUUUCGGCGCAGGACCAGUCGGUCUCCUCUGUAUGGCAGUCGCAAAGGCUCUAGGAGCCUCUCGAGUCAUUGCAGUCGAUAUCGUCCCAAGUCGGCUCGAAUUCGCGAAGAGUUUUGCUGCGACGGAGAUUUACGUCCCUCCACCACUGGAACAAGGUGAGAGCAGAAUAACAUAUUCAGAAAGGAAUGCGAAUGCCAUGAAGGAGAAGCUGGGGAUUGAGGAGAGAGGUAAGAAGGCCAUCGAUUUGGUUGUGGAGGCGAGUGGGGCCGAAGUGUCCAUCCAGACUGGUAUCUUCAUUGCUAGAACCGGCGGAACUUUCGUUCAGCUUGGCAUGGGUGCACCUCAGGUCGUCAUUCCCAUCACCACCCUCCUGACCAAGGAACUGAACUUCAAAGGUUCCUUCCGUUACGGCCCCGGAGACUAUGAGCUCGCCAUUGCUCUUGUUGAACAGGGCAAAAUCGACCUCAAGCCUCUCAUCACUCACAGGUUCACAUUCGACCAAGCUAUCGAAGCGUUCGAGACGACGAAAGUGGGCAAGAGCCCGGACGGAAAGCCUGUUAUCAAGGCUGUCAUCUCGGGUCCUGAUGUGCCCGUUGACGUUAUCUAAGCAUAACACAGUGGAUUCUUCGUUAGUCACGAUUCAAGUUUCGGAAGAUCGGGUAAAAAGCAAACCGUUGUAACACUACACACCAUCACGUACUAGCAGAUUGGACAAGGAGACGUAAACGGAUGUAGCUCUAGAUUCAUGAAUGUAUAAGUUGAUCGCACCGC